Molecule: messenger RNA, 315 nt
Organism: Symbiodinium necroappetens
Lineage: Eukaryota; Dinophyceae; Suessiales; Symbiodiniaceae
Source: the annotation of a GenBank genome assembly
AUGGUGAUGCCCAAGAGCAGUGCAGCUGAGAAGGCCCGCCAGGCCUACCAAGAGGCAGAGGACGUUGCCAAGAAAGAUUUGGCCGUGACACAUCCCAUCCGCCUUGGCCUGGCUUUGAACUACUCGGUGUUCAUGUACGAGGUGUUGGGCAAUCCCGACGAUGCCUGCAAGAUGGCGCGCACUGCUUUCGAGGAUGCCAUUGCCGAGCUGGACAAUGUGGCAGAGGACUCUUACAAGGACUCGACCCUGAUCAUGCAGCUUCUGAGGGACAACCUGACGCUGUGGACCUCCGACCAGGAGGGAGGACAGGCCUAA